ACUCGAAGCACCAGAUAACUACCUACCUACAAACUUGAAAGCAGAAACCACCGGAGGGCGCCCCAUCAAACCGUUAGUUUAACAGCCGUCAGGAAAGAAUCAUGAUGUUGGGACAUCAAGAUUCCUGAAAAUUGGUAGUUUUCGUUAAUGUCUUCGUUAAUUUAGGCCUGAAAGGUUUCGACUUUCUGAGGUUUCUGGAGAGUUUGCCAUAAAAGCGAAGAACCCCACUGCUCUCCGAUGGGUUCUGAUGCAAUAAUGGGAAGUGGAGACUACCCUCUGCUGAAGGAUUUGAGACUGGAAAUUGAAGGACAGGAGGGAACUUUCUCUGUCUGUUUCUGGGUUUAUCUAAUGAGCUCCACUACGUUUCCUGCUACGAUUCUCCAACAGGUGCUCUCUGAUAUCUCAGAAAGUGCUCCUUUUCUUGUUAUAAAUGACAACAAGAGAAUCAACCUUUUACCCGUUAUUCUCUUACAUGAAGAAGCUCCUAAUGUUGGUGAUGUCAAUUCCUGGACGGAAGUUCCGCAUGCAACUGUAGAUUUUGAGUUUCCUUUAGAAAAAUGGGUCCAUGUUGGAUUUGAGAUUACUCCAGAUCAUAUUCAGCUUCAGAUUAAUGGAGAUAUUGUUGGAGAAAAAUCUCUGUCUUCCUUAUUAAACAGGGAAUGCAAUUCAAGUGGUUUGGAUAAAAUUACUUUGGCUUAUGUUGGUGGUGAUGGCAAUAUUGUUCAGGGUUAUGUGCACAAUUUGGAAGUCUUGUCCUCCGUUUCAUCUAUCAAGGAUCAACUUUUAAAGGACCCUCCUCUGAAGUUAUCUAUCGAUGAAUUAUCUGCCUCUGAGAUUGAAGAAGAAAGUGAUGGAGUUUGGAGCAUUGUUGGUGGCAAGGCAUCCUGUCGUAGGAACUUUUCAUUGGACGUUGUUUUGUUGGAUGCUUUUCUCCAGCCUGUAGACAUGGAUACUGAGGUUUUUGCUUCACUUUUGUAUGCUGAUACUGGAGCGCCAGUGGAGAAUACAACUGAUGCAGAAGCACCCCUUUUGGCUAGCUUUGAUGGGAUUGAAUUUUCUGCUCAUGAAAGACCAAGUAAACUUUUGCAGGGACGUGCAUCAUUUAAGCUCAAGAUAUCUCAGCUUUCAUCCAAGUGUGAUAAUAGGUUGUUUCUCAUCCGGUUUUGUCUGCCAAAGUUGGGAAAUUAUCCUUUCCUUGAGACAUCUUCUCGUCCAAUUCGAUGUAUUUCUAGAAGUCGCAACACAAGAUUGUCGACCCUCGUGUGGAAAAGAUCAACUCCUCCUGAUGGGUCAAUGGAACUUCAACAUGCUGCUGCUCAUGAAGUGAAAGCCAGUAGUCCAUCAAUGAAGCGGUUCAGACUCGGGCAUGACAAAAUAUCUGUAUCAGUGAAGGCUGACUGUGCCUCAGAGCAGCCUGAUGAGGAAUGCAAUUCUCAUGCCAGGACCGUUAAUCAGGUUGAGAAUGGGUUUGCAGCAAGCUUGGAAGGUAGACCUGAGAACUUUGAUGAAGCAGAUAACUCUCCAUCUGAUUCAGGGAGUAUAGGAGAGGGAAAUUCAUUGUCCAAGAUUGCAAGAAAUCCAAUGUCUGAUAUGACCAUAUUCAAAUACUGCCUGGCAGGCUUAAGCGAGAGGUCUCUUAUGCUCAAGGAAAUAGCUACCUCUGCCUCUGACAAAGAAAUUUUGGAAUUUGCAUCUCAGGUGUCACACUAUUCAGGAUGUUCACAUUAUGGAAACCAAAUAUCAAUUGCCAAGAGAUUGAUAGAAGAAGGAAUUCUGGUUUGGAAGACGUUGUCCCAAAACAACUACAAUAUUCAGUGGGAGAGUGCAGUUUAUGAGAUUGAAGAGAAAUUCAUGAAGAUUGCUCGCUGCAGUUCAAGAUCUCUCACACUCCAGGACCUAGAGCUUUUGAGAAGAAUUUCUGGAUGUCAAGAAUAUCUAGCCCAAGAGAACUUUGAGAAGAUGUGGUGUUGGUUAUACCCAGUGGCUUUUACAAUUUCAAGGGAUUGGAUACUCCCACUCUGGAAAUCCACAUCACCCAAGUGGAUAGAAGGAUUCAUAACUAAGGAAGAAGCAGAAGCUUCUCUUCAUGGUCCCAGGGGGCUUCAGGAACCUGGGACAUUUAUACUCCGAUUUCCCACAUCGAGAAGUUGGCCCCAUCCAGAUGCUGGUAGCUUAAUUGUGACAUAUGUUGGAAAAGACUACAGACUUCACCAUAGGCUACUUUCAAUUGAUCGUAUUUAUGGCUCUGGAGACAAAGGAACUGGCUUGAAACCACUACAAGAUAUGCUACUGGCAGAACCUGAGCUAUGUAGAUUAGGAAGGAUAAUAAGAAGUCACUAAGAUCACUAGCGUUGGAGCAGAGAAUCCUUCAAAUGGAAGUUCUGGUUGCUAACUUGAAGGUCGUCUUCUCUUGCUUGACUGUAAAGUGGGAAGAGGAAGGCGGUGUUGGAAUCAAGAUACGCCAUUAUAGAUUGCAUAGUAUAGUAUCCCUUUCAACAUGUAUGUAAAUGUAUAGUUUCAUAUCAGUUUCAGAGAAUCAUUAUGAACAGCAGAUCCAUUCAUAUAUUACCAUUCAAAGCAUUGCUUUCA
Prosopis cineraria is the source of this 2589-nucleotide messenger RNA. RefSeq names its product SH2 domain-containing protein A-like. Bases 238 to 2340 code for a protein of 700 amino acids. Gene Ontology annotation, biological process: regulation of transcription by RNA polymerase II; signal transduction. The record is from RefSeq and is a predicted model, not a curated record. The transcript is spliced from 12 exons. Gene Ontology annotation, molecular function: RNA polymerase II cis-regulatory region sequence-specific DNA binding; DNA-binding transcription factor activity, RNA polymerase II-specific. Lineage: Eukaryota; Viridiplantae; Streptophyta; Magnoliopsida; Fabales; Fabaceae.